UGAAAAGGAUAGCUGGAGCAGUGGUCCCCAGCAGCACAAAGCGGGAAAUGCUCCAAAGAACAUCAGAAGAGUUUCUCCCAAAGAUGGAAAGUUCAGUUGAAGAAAUGGACACCUCUGAUACCCAGUGGGGCUGGUUUUAUUUGGCUGAGUGUGGUAAAUGGCACAUGUUUCAGACUGAUUCAAACAGUCACUGCUCUGUUAGCAGUGAGGAUAUUGAAAGGAGCUUCCGAGCAAACCCACACGGUUCUGUUUCUUUUACUACUACAAAAUUUAACUACACACUAGACUUUGCAGUGAUGAAACAAACUAAUCUAACUACCCUUAAGCAACGUCCAAUAAAGCGAGCUCCUUUUUCUAUCAGUGCUUUCAGUUUCAUCUGUGAAAAUGAGGCUAUCCCUAUGCCUUCCCACUGGGAGAAUGUAAAUACUGAAGAGCCAUAUCAGCUUAUUCCAUUGCAAAAGAAAACAAAUGAAUAUGAUGAAGUUUCUAGUCUCUUUGGCAAAACAAUGGAUAGCCACCGAAUUAAAAGAAUUAGAAGAAUACAAAAUCUAGACUUGUGGGAGUUUUUUUGCAGGAAAAAAGCUCAACUGAAGAAGAAGAGAGGUGUCCCGACUAUUAAUGAGCAGAUGUUGUUUCAUGGCACCAGUAAUGAAUUUGUAGAAGCAAUAUGCAUACACAACUUUGACUGGAGAAUAAAUGGGAUGCAUGCUGCUGUAUAUGGAAAAGGGACGUAUUUUGCAAGAGAUGCAUCAUAUUCCAGUCGCUUCUGCAAAGAGGACAUGAAGCAUGGAGAUACUUUCCAAAUUCAUGGUGUGAACCUGCAGCCUCAUCUGCAUAGAUCAGAUAAAGUCAUGUUUCUUGCUCGCGUAUUAACUGGUGACUAUAUCAAUGGCGACUCAAAAUACAUGAGGCCUCCUUCAAAAGAUGGAAGUUUUGUGAACUUGUAUGACAGCUGUGUGGAUAAUACCUGGAACCCAAAGAUCUUCGUUAUCUUUGAUGCAAACCAAAUCUACCCCGAGUACUUAAUAGAGUUUUGUUAAGUCUGAAAGCAGAUGAACUGAGUAAUGUUUGUGUCUCUUCAAUGCUUUGUUCAUUUUGUAAAGACAUACAAACACAUGAAGCCUGAGAGGUGUUUCUGAAGGAGGGAAGCAGUUGAAUGUUGAAGAGAGACUGUCAAACAGGUUUUUAAAAUCUGUGACCUUUACUAAUGUGUGUUUCAAAUGUAGAGACUGUUACAAGUUUGAACUGGCUUGGUGAGCCUUAAAUGCGUUGGGCAUUGGUAAGUUUGCAAAGGCAACAUUUAUGUUCUCUUCGGGUUUUUUAUUGAUACAUUGCAAGUAUUCAUGUGAUAGAAAUAUGCCUGUAAUAUAGUAUGCCUAUGAGAAAAUCUUUUAUAAAGAUUGUCUGUAGAACAUAAACAUAACAAAAACAACAGCAAACAAAGCAGGGGACUUGGCUACAUAUUUGUGUGUCCGUGUUUUGUAGUACACGUUGAACCUCACCACACAGCCACUCACUCACUCUGUGUGUCCCUUAAGUACAAUGAAAAGGAGUAGAACAAGAAGAGAAAUAAAAAUCCAAGAAGAAGACAAGUGAUGGACAGUACAAUUGCUCACUACCUGGGGCCAAUGUUGAAACGGCAACUUCUCGCCCCUCUCCAGGCCAGCUCCUUUACUUUCUGUACUAAGCAUGGCAUUUUGUGGUGUGAAAUAUCCUUUUAGCUGGUUUAGGUCAGCUGUCCCGGCCAUGAUCUCCUCCAGCUUCUUGUGCUGCUGCACAGCAGCAAAACAAGGGAAGUUGGAAGGUCCAUGAUUCUUUACUAACAACUGAAAAUGUUAGUAUAUUACCAGCAUUUGCCUCCUACAGAAUUGAAAACAAAGCCCUAUUCUAGCUAUUAAGAAGAAAAGAACAUGAGCUUUAUAACUCAGAUGAAGCCAGGACAAUGUUGUGUUUGGAAAUGUCUUAGAUUCUAAACUCACCAAAAAAAAC
This is a messenger RNA of Dryobates pubescens (Downy woodpecker), 1989 nucleotides long. It is a transcript of the gene PARP11, whose product is annotated as poly(ADP-ribose) polymerase family member 11. The record is from RefSeq and is a predicted model, not a curated record. The transcript has 8 exons. Gene Ontology annotation, molecular function: NAD+ poly-ADP-ribosyltransferase activity. The coding region runs from base 48 to 1040 and encodes 330 amino acids. Lineage: Eukaryota; Metazoa; Chordata; Aves; Piciformes; Picidae.